Molecule: messenger RNA, 1938 nt
Organism: Hibiscus syriacus
Lineage: Eukaryota; Viridiplantae; Streptophyta; Magnoliopsida; Malvales; Malvaceae
Product: protein WHAT'S THIS FACTOR 1, chloroplastic-like
Exons: 3
Coding region: 123-1439 (438 amino acids)
Molecular function (GO): RNA binding
Source: RefSeq, a predicted model, not a curated record
UCCAACAUCCUGAUUUCGCUACAGUCUAAACCCCUCGUUUUCAUCACCGCCGUUCGAGGAGUCCAUCGCCGUCCCGGUUUUACCCGUUGUUUCCAUCGCCAUUUCCAUAGCUAUUUCCAUUGAUGCCAUCGUCUUCGCCUGGUUUAUCCUUGGAGAAUAAGCGGCAUACCAAGUUGAUUAUGUUGGCUAGUAAUAGAUUGUUGCAGAGGUUGGCUUCUUGUUAUUGUAGGCUGUACUCUCAUCCUUCCCAUCUUUAUCAUUUUCGAAACUUCUCUCUUUGGUCAAUGAAGAAAGACUCGGAUCUUGAAUCAGCUCUUUCGAGAAAUCGCCGUUGGAUAGUCAAUAACCAGAUUAAAAACAUAAUACUUAGAUGCCCAAACCAGGUGGCACCUUUGAAGCAUCUUCAGAAGAAGUUUAAGAGUCUCGAUCUUCAAGGCAAAGCCCUCAAUUGGCUCAAGAAGUAUCCCUGUUGCUUCGAAGUUUAUCUCGAUAAUGAUGAGUAUCAUUGUAGAUUAACAAAGCAGAUGAUGCAUUUUGUCGAAGAGGAAGAAUCGGUGAAAGAUAUGCAGGAGCCGAUAUUUGUACAGAGAUUGGCAAAGUUGUUAAUGAUGAGCAUGAAUCAAAAGCUUAAUGUUACAAAACUUAAUGAGCUCAAACACAGCUUUGGAUUUCCAGAUGACUACAUCAUUAGAAUUUUACCGAAGCACCCAGAAAUGUUUCGACUGGUUAAUAACGGUUGGAGGAAGAGUUCAAUGGAAAUUGAACUUCUGGCGUGGAACCCUGAUUUAGCAGUCUCUGCUGUUGAAGCCUCAGCUUGGAAACAGGGAAUAAAGCCUUGUUUCUCAUGUUUGUUACCUCCAACUUGGAUCAAAUCACGACAGAGGUUUGAAGAAUUUAAUGCUAUUCCCUACGUCUCACCUUAUUUAAAUCCUAGAUGUUUAGAGGAAGGAACAAAGGAAAUGGAUAAGAGAAUUGUGGGUAUUGUGCAUGAGUUGUUGUCAUUGACAUUGUGGAAGAAGCUAUCGAUUAUAAAGCUAAGCCAUUUCAAGAAAGAGUUUGCUUUACCUGAGAAAUUGAAUGUUUUGUUGCUCAAGCACCCCGGCAUCUUUUACGUGUCGAACAAGUAUCAGAUUUACACUGUGCUCCUUAGAGAAGCUUAUGAUGGGUCUGAAUUGGUUGAUAAAGAUCCACUAGUCAUUGUCAAGAAUAAAUUUGGAGAAUUGAUGCAAGAAGGGCUUCACGAAUAUAACCAGAGGCAUCGAUUGGUAAAUUUGGAAAAGAAGAAGAAAGGGAUGAAUUUGAUGAAGUCGGAGAGAAGGAAAAUUGGAAGCGCUGAAAAUUCUGACCAUGAUGACAAUGGUGAUAAUUUAGGAGGUUUAUUUGACCCGGAAGAACGGAAACGAUUUUAUAAGGCUCUUUUUGAUGAAAAGGAUCCAUAAAUUCAAGCUGAUUUUAACCUCAAUGUCUUUUGUUUUUCGGAUCCAGCUAGUAAUGAGCAAAGCCUGGGGAAGGCUUUAGCAACCGGGUUGACUACUGAGAAUAAGGAACUGAAACUACGGCUACAGGCUAUAGAGUAACAAGCACAUCUUAGAGAUGCUUUGCAUGAAAAAUUGAGGGAAGAAGUGCAACGGCUUAGGAUACAAGCUGGCCAAGUGUCUGCUAUGAAUGGAAAUCCUUUCAGUAGAGGAGUGCCUCAAAUUUUUUCCCCAUCAACAUGCUCCACAUCACUUUGGCGUCCUGCAGAGACCGUCACAGCAGAGCAGCAGAUGCCUCGGUUAUCCACCAACAACCAAGCUUCGAAUGGACAGCCUCAACCAGGGAUGGACUCAUGAUUUUAUGUUAAGAGACGAACUUAUAAAGUUUUAGGGGACAAAAACAGAUUAUUAAUAGUAAAUAAAAAAAAAUACUUAAAUUACAUGAGAUUUUGAAAGUUUCAGG